UUCUAAAAUACUUACUUACAUUAUGUCUUCUGACAAUACCGUAUCAUUGAUCGUUGCCUUUAAAGGCUGCAAGGAUAUUGAAAAAGAAGGACGCAUCAUCCGCUUUGGACAGGGCGCCAACUUGGAUACCAUUCGCGGACUAGUCGCUGAAAAAUUAGGUAUUGCCAAUGGUUAUGGUGAUGUCCAACUUUUAGAUGAAAAAGGUAAAUUACUUGCUGGUAUCGAUGAAAUCAAGAGCCAACAAGUAGUAUACGUUGACUUGAGAACACAUAUCAAAGAUGUUAUUCCAGGUCCUGCCUGCUUGCCUUUUGUUGGUAGCCUAUACGAAAUGCUUCCCAACUUAACCGAAGGCUGGAAUCGUCAAUUUGCUAAACAUGGCCCUCUUGUUGAAAUUAAUAUAUUUGGUCGAAAGAUCGUUGGCACCAAUGAUCCACAAAUUGCUGAAAUCUUUGUAAAAGAAUCAGAGUAUUUCACAAAAAAAGUUACCUCCACUGGUCUUAACGAGAUCAAAGCGUUUGCCGGUCAAGGACUUUUCACUACGGACACGGAUGAUAUGGAUUGGAAGCUUGCACAUAAGCUUCUCAUGCCUGCUUUUAGUCCUCGGGCCAUCAAGGUCUAUCAAGAAGAAAUGGGCAUUAUUACGCAACAAGCUAUUAAAAUUUUAGAACAGUUUAAACCUGAAGAACCGGUUGAAGUACUAGACUGGACCACAAAUAUUACGUUUGAAACAAUUGGGCGAAUUGGCUUUGGUUACGAAUUCAACCUACUAGCUGAUCGUGACCAACCUCCCAAUGACUUCAUCCAGGCCAUGUCAUACUGUUUAAGACAGUCUAUACAACGUAUGCAACAAGCUCAAUUUGUCAAAUCCUUGCCCAUUGAAGCAAAUCGCAAAUACGAUCAGUGUAUUAAGCUGAUGCAUGACACUGUAGACGAAGUGGUAGCAGAAAGAAAAAAAUCGCCAUAUGCAACCGACAGUCAAAGAGAUUUGCUUGGUUUCAUGUUAAACGCACGUGAUGAACACAACAUGGGUUUAUCAGACGAAAAUAUUCGUGAUCAAGUCGUCACCUUUUUGAUUGCAGGUCAUGAUACGACGGCCAACACAUUGGCAUGGACACUCUACGAACUUGCAAGACAUCCUGAUAUCCAAGCAAAAGUACUUCAAGAAAUCGCUGAUAAUCAUAUCACUUGGGACACGUUACCAUCCUCUGAACAGGUGUCGAAUCUCAAGUACAUUCAUCAAGUCAUCAAGGAAGUUCUUCGCUUGUACCCACCCGUGAAGAGUCUUGGAAAGUAUUGUAAAGAAGAUUGUAUUGUUCCCGGUGGUUACCGAAUUAAAGCGGGUACAGUAUGUGCGAUCCAAGUCUACUCGAUGCACCAUAACGAAGACAUUUAUCCCGACCAUGAGCGUUUUGAUCCUGAUCGUUGGACACCCGAAGAAGAACAAAAGCGAUCUCGGUUCUCUUGGCUGCCCUUCAGCACCGGGCCUCGAGGAUGUAUUGGAAUGGCCUUUGCUUUACAAGAAGCAAAAACUGUGCUAGCCAUGCUUUUAAACAGAUUUGAUUUCCGUUAUGACGGUCCUGAAGUUACAUAUGAUCCCAAAAUGACAACCAAACCAGUGGAUCUCUUUAUGAAUAUCUAUCCUCGUACAGACUUCCCCGAAGCCGGGUCUGAAGCUGUCGCCGCUAAAAAGCGCGCAGAGACUCCUUCCGCCACCAGUAAAAUUCCUAUAGUUUCCGAAUCUGACAAAAAUUCAGAUGUCAAGUUGCCUCCCAUCACCUUCUUGUAUGGUACCCAAACCGGUACAGCUCAAGACUACAGUAAUGUAUUAGCCAACCAGGCUAAAAACUUUGGCUUUAAGAAUGUCACCCUCUGUGAGAUGGAUAAAUGGAAAGUAUUACAAGAUGGAAAAUUUGUAUCUGAUGACAGAAGUAAAAAUGUGGAUAAAGAAUUGGUCGUAGUUUGUACUGCUACUUAUAACGGUCAACCUCCUGAUUCGGCUGUCCAAUUUGAUAAAUUUCUCGAUACUAAAACGAGAGAGCAAGGCCAUGAAACAGUUCUGCAAGGACUUUCGUAUGCUGUCUUUGGUUUGGGUAAUAAAAAUUGGCGUACCUACCAACAUUUUCCUAUCAAGGUCACAAACAUGCUUGAAGAAUUGGGCGCUGAACGCUUCUUCUCUAGCGGUGAAGGCGAUGCCGAUAAGGAUAUGGAUGCUGUCUUUAAUGAAUGGUGCGCACAUUUCUGGUCGUAUACUCUAGAUACUUAUGGCAUCAAGGCUUCGGAGGACAAAUCUGUCGUACCGGCUGCUGCAGCCACUACCAACAAUCAACAAAGUGUCGUCGAUAUCAAGUUCAUCCAACCCAGAGAUAAAAAAUCGUGGGAAAUUUCCACCAAUAAUCAUAACGGUGAUUAUAACUCUAUCUUGUGCCGAAAUGAUGAACUUCAAAAAGAUGAUUCACCACGUAGUACACGUCAUAUUGAAAUUGAUGUAUCUAAAUUAACUCCGGUGGGAGACAAAGGUCGUUUGUAUAAUGCUGGUGAUCAUUUGGAAGUCUUCCCCGAAAAUAAUAAAGGGGCUGUGGAAGCACUUGCUAUCAGCUUUGGUUGGAUUUUGGAUUCUGUCUUUGAGGUCAACCAAGAGAGUCUAUCUAAUGUUUCUCCUCGUUCCCUUGCUGCAAAUAUAAAAGGACCUUGUACCAUCCGUAAUAUGCUUACAAGCUAUGCUGAUAUUACCUCACCGCCUUCUCGUGCUAUGCUUGCUUGUUUCGCUGCACAAUUAAAGUUGACUGCUCCGGAUACGGCUGCCACCUUUGAAAAAUUGCUCAUGCCGGAUUCCAGUAAUCAGGAUCAGUACCCCGCUUUCGUUAAGAAGCAUCGUACUCUUUUGGAUUUACAGAACGCGUAUCCUCAAGUCAACCGUUUGGAUCUGGGCCAGUUUUUGGCCGCAGUUACGGUCAUUCAACCUCGUCGCUAUUCUAUCGCCUCAUCCCCCAUAGCAUAUCCUAAUUCUGUUCAUUUAACCGUUGGUGUAGUAGAUGAUGUAGUGAAUGAUAAGCAUUAUAGUGGAUUAGCUUCCUUCUUUCUCAAAAAUGGUGAUAUUGGCAUGUCGCUUCGUACUGAACUAAAAUCAUGUAAGAAUACUUUUGAUAUGCCCGACGAUCCUAGUGUGCCCAUCAUUAUGAUUUCUGCUGGUACUGGUUUUGCUCCUUUCCGUGGCUUCCUUCAAGAACGCAAGAGUCAAGUUGACGAUGGCAAGCAGGUGGGAGAAACUGUUCUAUUCUUUGGUUGUCGUAGACCAGAUCAAGAUUAUAUUUAUCAAGAUGAGCUUGAAGAAUACGCCAAAUCCGAUGCGCUAACCCAUCUUCAUGCUGCGUUCUCAAGAAGCCAAGAGAAAUCUCCUAUUCGUUACGUACAGCAUGCCUUGAUAUCUCAUGCAACGGAGGUCUGGAAUAUGCUUUGUCCUACUGAUGCAAAUACAAAGCCUGCUGCAGUUUAUGUAUGUGGUAGUGGUGCUAUGAGUCGCGAUGUCCGUAGUGCGUUUGUCAGUAUGGCUAUUUCAUUCGGAGCUGCGAAUAACGAUGAGGAAGCAAAUGCGUUCCUUGAUAAGCUCAUGGACGAAAAACGCUAUUUGUGCGAUGUUUGGGGUUAA
Molecule: messenger RNA, 3646 nt
Organism: Mucor mucedo
Lineage: Eukaryota; Fungi; Mucoromycota; Mucoromycetes; Mucorales; Mucoraceae
Product: cytochrome P450
Exons: 4
Coding region: 23-3646 (1207 amino acids)
Cellular component (GO): cytosol
Molecular function (GO): FMN binding; iron ion binding; monooxygenase activity
Source: RefSeq, a predicted model, not a curated record